This is a messenger RNA of Galleria mellonella (greater wax moth), 3993 nucleotides long. RefSeq lists its product as uncharacterized. The transcript is spliced from 9 exons. Lineage: Eukaryota; Metazoa; Arthropoda; Insecta; Lepidoptera; Pyralidae. Bases 47 to 1654 code for a protein of 535 amino acids. The record is from RefSeq and is a predicted model, not a curated record.
CAAUUGAGUCACCUUAAGAAGAGCACACACUACUGAUCGUACCAAUAUGCUUGGUUAUCAGAUUUAUAUAUUUUGUGUUCUAUUGUGUAUUGUAAAAUGUGAUAAAAUCGUCUGUGAUAAUCAGAUUCUAACAGAUUUCAACAACAAUGUAAUUCAUAAAGAAGAAUAUUGUGCUAAAGCACCAUGUAUCAUAACUCCUUGUGAUACAGGUGAAGUGAUAGUGGAAACACUAGACCACAAAUUUAUAUGCAAAAGUGUAAAUGAAAAUUUGCCAGAUAUUAUCAAAACUGAACUUUGGCGGCUACAAACUGUAUAUAAAUUUGUAUAUAAGCUAGAUAAAACUGACAUGAGCUUUGAUGAUUUUCGUUUAAUUCAAUUUAAAGAUCCGACAAUGUAUUCGGAUGACUGCGGUGGUAAUUGGAUGGAAAUUGGUAACCUGACUACGUCGUAUUUUUUAAAGGAUGGUGCUCUGUUGUUAGAUAACCGUGUUAAAGGAGACCCGUUUCAUGUGCGCGUCCUAAAGGAGUACAUAGUAAUGUUCGUACUCAAAGAGACAGAAGGUGGCUUCACUGGACCACAUCUGUAUAUUAAAGUCUUGAGACAAGACGAUCAAACAAUUACGCGGAUUAAUUCCGUGCUGUUCAUAGGAGUAGGUAUGGUGAUAUCCAGUGUUUUCUUAGUGUUGACAUUAAUUAUAUAUAGAAUGGCGAAUAAGAAACAAGGUCUUGAAAUCUGGCAAUACAAUGCCUUUUUAGCGAGCCUUACAGUUGCUGUAUUGACUAGAGCGUCGAUAUCAUUGGGCAUUUGGACAGGAACUAUUGGAUGUACAAGCUGUUUGUUAUUAAGUCCACUACAUAAUGCUGCAUCAUUGAGCUGCCAUAUGUGGCUCAAUACAAUGAUAUACGAUAUUUGUGCUAUUUAUAAGUCUCUUGGUGGACGCGUUAUGGCAUACCCUAUGGGUAUGAUGUACAGCGUCAUCUGCUGUACUCUGUACGCAUGCGUAGUACCUUCGCUGGUAGUGUCCGUAGAACUAGUACUUGAUUGCGUGCAUUUGAAUUAUUUCUCUAAACCUAUGUUCCUCGACUGCGCUGUUACUCCUAAAUCGAAGUUACUAUAUCAAUUGCUGCCGAACUCCAUGGCUCUUGGAAUCAGCUUGAUUCUCACAAUAUUUACUGUUAAAUACAAGAGAAAAGCUGAAGCUGCACUGUCUUUUUUGCAUCUACACGAGGUUAAACUAUACAAGAAGAACAAAAAGCGAAUGAUUGUUUGUUGCUCCAUAAUGAUGGUGUUGUUAGGGAAUUCAUUAUGUGAAAUUAUAGUCAAUGGUAUUGCAAGGAUAUCUUCAUGGCUUGAAAUUGUACUUAAUACGUACAUCGCAUAUAUGGGGCUGAUCAUCACGAUUAUUUUCAUUACUACAAAUAAAACAAUGUUGACAUAUUGUAUGAAAUUCUGUACAUCAUGCCGUAACUCUUCAUGGAGGACUACAAAUAGUGUAUCAUCCAUUAAUUCGCUGAAGAAAUGCGAAGAAAUAGAUAUUGGCAUACCCCAAGAAAAUCGAAAUAGGUAUAGCAAGAAUAUUUCGUUUUAUUUUGAGACGAUAGUUGCAAGAGAUGAUACUACACACCCCGCCACCGAUCUUCGAAACCAAAUUUGACAUUAUCUUUUUUAAUAAUAAUAAUAAUAAAUAAUAAAUUUAUUGCCAUUCUUCACAGAAAUUAUAAUGUACAUAUAUUAAUUAAUAAAUAUAUUGUGCAGUAUUCGUAUGCGCCUGGCAAUAGGUACAAACUCAGCUUUUGCUGGAUUGAUGUUCGUUCAGCGCUGAUUUUCAGUUUGCACCUACACGGGGCACCGUUUCAUUAUCAAAUAUUUAUAUAUAUUGAUGUAGAUAUUACACAAAAAGUAAAAGAAAAAAUAAAAACUCAAAUAAAUAAAUAUAAAAACAAUGAAUAAAAGAAAAAAAAAAACAGAACAAGAAUCCAGUGUACCAACAAAUCAAUGACAAGAAAAAUCCCUAAAAAGUGAUAUACAUGUUAACUUACUGACUGUGACAGAGUUAUUUUUUUAUACAACUUAGAAUGGCAAACAAGCUGACGGUCCACCUGAUAGAAAGUGGUAACCGUCGCCUAUAGACAUGAGCAGUACCAUGGACAUAACAGAGUAUACUGUGUCGAGUUAAUUUUUGAUAAUAAAGAAAGAAUGAGAUACUUUAGUUAUAUUUUAAAAGAUUUUACGGGAAGAUGUUAUUAAUUCCUUCCAUAAUUUUUGUGGUGUUCAGGGUUUCUAUAGACGUCGGCAGUAGGGUAUAAAGAGGUGCACUUGUUCCCCCUGUUAGGAAAGAAAAUACAGGUUUGUUAUAAAACAUAAUUGUACAAAUUAUCUGUCCUUAUUAAAAUUAUAAAUGUGAAAAUGAAUUUGUUUACUUUAAGUACCUUAACGGCUUAACCAAUUAUUAUGAAAUUUGGUUCACAAAAUUUCUACUAUAUGGAAUGAAAAAGGAGGCUAUUUUUUAUCGCGGUCAGUAAAUAUAUCCCGGUUACGCAGACGAAAUUGUGGGUAAAAGCUCGUAUUUUAUAUUUUAUUAGUUACUUCUAUAGUAUGUAGAAAGGGAUAGCUAAUUCUUUGCCAUGUGAUUCCGACAUAGAAUGGCCACCCUUUCUUUCCUGUGGGUGUAAGAGGCGACUAAGUCAAUUUAAUGGUUGAGAGAUGAGUAGCAGUGUCACUCUUAAAACAUCGCCAAAGCUUAACUACAAUUGCCAACCCGUCUGCUAAAUGUGGCAACUACUGGCAAAACUCCCUAAAAAGUAAAAAUAAUUUUAUGGUUCUUAUAGAAAAAAUAGAAUUUUAAUUUUCUAGGGUGACGUAUCGAUUCGCUGGAAUCUAUAUGUCAUGUCUAGUUCAUAUUACGUUUGAAACAGUGGCAUAUCAAAAAUAUCUAUGUAUAAGGUAAUUUAAUAAAAGUCAGAGAAUCUUAAGUCUUAAUCGUCUUAAAUAAACAUUUAUCGAAAAUCAAACUUCAAAAUAAGUCAAUGGUGGUGGUCUCGAAAGACCACCCAGAAUAUUUGUAGGCAUAUAGAGAUAUAAAUAAGCGAUACUUUAAAAUUAAUCUCCCUUAUUCCAAUUAUUCGGAAUUUAGCAUUAUUUUAGUUUUUGUAGUAUUCAUCGAUAGCCAACCCUACUUUAUCACUUUCAUACACCAAUUUCAUACAACUCUAGAGGAGGCUGAACUGGACUGGAAUAUGCUGGACAGUAAGACAAUCAUCACGUACUGGUGUCAAAUAAAUAAUAAAAUGAUUGUAAUUACAUUUUAAUAAAGAAAGUUAAAUAAAGGCUAUUAUUUAUAUUUUAUUUUAUUAUUAUUCCAAUAAUUUGGUAUCAGUAUAUUAUAUUUUAUGCAUAUUACUUAAGGUUUUGGCUUUAAGACCGGUAGUCUGCCUGACGUUAUCCCUCUCUGAGAAUAUGUUUGUUGGUGGUAUUCGCGCCAAAUACGAGUAUGGUGUAUAGGAAAGGAUUGAGGAAAAUGGAAAUUUAUGAGGACAAGGAAAUGAGAAAGUGAUAAUUCAAAAUACUAAUAAUAAUAAUAAACUUAUUAUUGAUAUUUUACAAUAUAAAUAUAGACUUUAAGGCAAACCGCAGGAAAAUAUUUGACAUCAAUACCACCUACUAUAUGUGUUGAUAUAAAAUUUUAUUAAAAAUUAAAAAUAUUAGUUUACGUAAAUAUAAAUUAACUAUUCGUCAUCUUAUUAGCCUUUAACUGUCCACUGCUGAACAUAAGCCUCCCUCUAGAUGGGGUUUUCCAGUAGUUGCCAUGUUUGGCAUGCGAACUGGCAACCGUAGUUAGGCUAAAGAAUUGUUUUAAGAGGGACGCUGCUGCCUAUUCCUCGCGUGCAUUAGUCACCUUUUACGCCACCACUGGAAAGGAAGGGGUGGCCUAUUCUAUGCCGGGACCACACGGGAAAAUUAACUUUUAAACCCAAACAAUUAGCACAAGCCAUA